This is a messenger RNA of Protopolystoma xenopodis, 462 nucleotides long. The record is from the annotation of a GenBank genome assembly. NCBI's taxonomy places the organism in Eukaryota, Metazoa, Platyhelminthes, Monogenea, Polystomatidea, Polystomatidae.
CAAUCGACUCUCUCUCUCUCUCUCACUCUCUUUCUCUCUCUCUCUCUCUCUCGGCCAGUCUCUCUACUUGACCGAGUCAGCUUCCAUUUUGACGCUUCUGCUGUGCCAGACCUCGCUAGAGCCUUAAACCCUCGUUCCGAAAAUAGCGCCAAAAGACCAAAAGGUGUAUGCAUGGCUCUUGAGAGAAUUGAGAUGCCUAACCCAACCCAGACGCUCCAGCUUCACCGCUUCUGUACACGCCGACAUGUCUCCACCGCACAGUCGCUACGGCACGAGCAAAGCACCUCGCGACGACCUGGUUCCAGCCAGCCUCGAGGGAAGUUUCCGACGUCGAGAGGAAUGCUGAACUCUUCUCAUGUUCCACGACCUCCUGGCGACAUGUUGGCAACGGGAAACGAAAAGUGUUGUCCUACUUCCUGUUACGCCUUAGAUGGCCCUUUCCGGUCCGGCGUUGUGACCUAA